CUGGGGAGGAUGUGAAGAGUCCAGCUGAGAACAUCUGCCUCUGGGGACAAGGUUCCCACCAUCCUGACCCUCUGAUUCUAAAGUUCAGAGCAUCAGCAGGUAGGAAUGGUUCCUUGGGGCGUACGUAGCAUGCUUAUCUGCCUCCUCCUGGACCUGACUGCAGAAGAGAAUUUUCAGCAGGCCUUCCGUGUGCAGCCAGAUGACCGCACCGUCCAUGAAGGGGAAACUGCUCUGCUGAAGUGUGAGGUGGACAACCUCUCUGGCAUUGUGCAGUGGGUGAAGGAUGGACUCCUACUGGGUCCGAACCCAAAUAUCCCCCGAUUCCCCCGCUACAGAAUGGUGGGAGAGCCUAGCAAAGGUGUGUAUAAUCUGCAGAUAACAAGGGCCCAGGUGGAAGACCACGGCUGCUAUGAAUGCCAAGUGGGAGCCUCUGAGACGAGCAGUGGCAUCAUCUCUAAACAUGUGCUCCUCAUGGUGCUCACCUCUCCUAAGAAGCCACUAAUUAAGGAAUUCGAGGCCAACAGCACCGUGACCUGGGUUGCCGGCCUGCAGUACACGGUGACCUGUGAGGUGGAAGAGGUCCGGCCUGCGGCCAAGAUCACCUUCAGCAUGGAUGACUAUGAGGUGCCAGUUAUGACCUCGAACGUCCAAUAUACCCAGUCCUGCAAGACCGACAAUCCUUGCAAGCCCGGCGCGGAUGAAGACUCCAGUAGCAGCUCCGGCACCAGUCCCAAACUCUGCAGCACCAAGGGAGUGUUGAGAGUCAUCCCCCAGAGCUCAGACAAUCAGAAAUGGCUGCUCUGCAGAGCCUCUAACAAAGUUUCUUUAAUCCCAGCAGUGGUCGGUUUCACCCUGAACAUCCUGUUCCCACCCCAACCACCUGUCAUUGAGGGUUACAAUGGCCCUGUCAAAGUCAAGGAGAACCUGAAACUGACCUGCAUUUCUGUGAGCGGGAAUCCCCUGGCGAUGCUGCAGUGGCUGAAGAACGGGGAGGUUGUUUCCAGGAAAUGGGAGACGGAUGAUACCAACCAAUUGUCCCGGAGUGUCCUGCCGCUCAUCCUAAAAAUGGAAGACAACAUGGCUACAGUGAGCUGUCAGGCUUCAAACCGAUUGUUACACCUCCCAAUGCAGGCCAGCAUCAACCUGGAUGUGCACUUUUUUCCCGAGGAGGUGAAGAUCACAGGCCCCAGCAGCAUCCAAGAAAACAAGUCACUCUCUCUGAGUUGUUCCACUUCCCCCAGCAACCCACCGAUGGGGCUGCGCUGGAGGCUGGGUUGGAGGGAGCUCAAUGCAACUGAGGUCGCCUUCUCAGAGUCAGAUCACGGUGGGAAGAUCUCGGUGUCUAAUCUGACAUACACAGCCCUGCGAGAAGAUAAUGACCUUUCCUUGAUCUGCGAAGCCUACAAUGAAGCCAUCCUGUUUACCAAGACUGCUACCGUGACCCUCAGAGUAUACUAUCCACCUCAGAGAAUCUGGAUCGAUGCACCACCCCCAGAAAAACGCUUCCGGGCUGGCACCAUAGUUAAGCUGACUUGUUUUGCGAGCGGUGGGAACCCCUUGCCUCGCCUCGAUUGGUACAAGACAUCCGAGUGGAUCAAGGGUACCAGGACAGUGAGGGACGGGAUAUCACCUGGGUCAUCGGGGAGUAUUGUUUCCAAGGAGUUGAUCCUGACCAUGACCCCCAGUGACAACAUGGCCAUCUACCGCUGCAAUGCCUCCAGUGUUUCCAGAACCCCGGCACUCACUGCAUACACCCGUCUGCAUGUCCAGUUCCCACCCCUUGAUGUGACAAUUACAGCAACCGACAAAGAGGUGAGACGUGGCCAGUCGCUGACGCUUACCUGUACAUCAGGCACCAGCAACCCGGCUUCCCGUCUCCUCUGGUUCCUAGCGGGAGAGAAGAAAGAGAUGCAGCCCCCUGGAUACCGAUGGGGCUCAAGCUUCUCAGCCCCAAGAGAGGGGAGAUACCACAAUGGGAGAACACAUACAGAUUCGAUCCCUGCUGUCUUCAGAUUGAAUGCAACUGACCUAGGGCAAAAGAAAGCAGUCUAUGGGGGUUUCAAUACCUCGGGGAAAGUGACUCUGGUCGUAUCAUCUGCAGAUCAUGGGAAGCGAGUGGAAUGCCAUGCUUACAGCUCCGUCCUCUCCGAAGCUGUGAAUACCUUCUACCAGCUCACUGUCCUGUUUCCCCCGGAGUUCUCAAUGGAGCAGCUCUCCAAAGUGUCUGCCAUGGAGCACAAAGCUGCCUGCCUGCCUCUGAUGGUCUCAGCCAGCCCUCCUGAGAUCACCUACCGCUGGAGCUUCCUUGGGAAGGUACUCCUGACAGAGGGUUCCCCACGGCAUCACCUGCAGGAGAAUGGGUCUCUGGAGAUCUGGAAUGUGACUCGUGCUGACGCUGGCAAAUACAGGAUUCGCUGUGAGAACUCAGAAGGCCACAAUGAGACCACCAUCGUGCUGAGCGUGAUGUACUCGCCAUCCAUCCGCAGCAUUGGAGACCCAACCUACGUGGACCUGGGUGGUACAGCUGAGGUUGUAUGUCAGGCGGAUGCCUAUCCUGUGCGUGAGGGCAUGUUUCAGUGGAAGUGGCUGGAUGACGGAGAGCAUAGUCUGUCCGAGAUGGGCUUUAACCAGAGCUCAGAAGGGCUGGUGGGGCGGCUGCAGAUCCAGAAGGCCCAGCGGACUCAUGCUGGAGUCUAUGAGUGCCAAGUAGACAACGGCAUCCCCCCGGCAGCAAGCAGCACUGCCCGCUUGGUGGUACGAUACCCGCCAGAGAUCAUGAAAGGGCCCGGACAGAGAAAAGUGGCCGCCGUAGGAGACGAGACGAGUGAGGCCACCCUGCAGUGCCACGCCCAGGGUAUCCCCAGGGUGCAGUUCAGCUGGGCCAAGAAUGGGAUCCCCCUCGAUGAUCACCACGGCUCCAGGUACACUGUACGCACGGAGCAUGAGGAUUCCUGGCACACCAGUACCUUAACCAUCGCCCAUGUGAGCGCAGUCCUUGACUAUGCUACCUUCACCUGCACAGCCACCAAUGAUCUGGGCACAGACACCCUGGACAUCCAGCUCCUGAGUACCAGCCGCCCUGAUCCACCCAAAGGGCUAGUGGUUCUCCGUGUGGGCCAUACCUGGCUGACUUUGCAGUGGACUCCUGGGUUUGAUGGAGGGCGUCAGCAAAGCUUUCGGGUCAGGUACCACUGGCCAGGGGCUCCCAGCUUCAUGUAUGUGGAUGUCUUCCCCCCACAGUCCUCCAUAUUCACUUUGAGAGGGCUUCACCCCAACACUCCCUACAACGUCUCCGUCAAUGCCCGUAAUGUUCUUGGGGAAAGUGACUUUGCAGAUGGCGGUGCAGGCCUUAGUGUCACCACUGCAGAGAGAGGGAGAGAGCCGGUUGACGGAGAGCCCGAGACGCCAUUUCAACCUGAGCCAGAGAGCCCUGCACUCCCCUUUCCCCUUUGGCUGCUUGGUGUCCUUGGAGGAAUCCUGAUAGUCUCCAACCUCUCCUUCCUGGGCUUCCUCCUCUAUAGGCGGCAGACCCGGGCUGUCAAAGGAGAUGGAACGGAAGCGGGAGCUAGGACAAAGGUGAGACGCAGCAAUAACUACACUGUAAGCAAUUGGCUGAAGCUUUGUGGACAACCAGCAGUGUCACAGAAGCAGAGCUCCGAGGAAAGCACCUCGGCCAAGGGCAGCUCCACCGAGACGUCGACGGGCACUGUGGCCGCUGCACAGCCCUGGUUGUGGCUGGACUGCCACACUGAGAGCGAGACGGAUGCCAGCACGGCAGAUCCCAACAUCCCACCCGGUUGGCUCAGCUUCCCAGAGCUCCAUGAGUAUGAGGAGGUGAUGGUGCCUGGAAAAUAUGAGGAAAUGGAACCUCAUUAUGCUGCCCGGCACCCCAGGGAUGUGCCUUGGAGUCAUGAAUAUGUGGGUGCCUAUCAGCAGAGUGGAAGGUCUCUGGCUGGCUAUGAGGAGACCAUGAAGAUCUAUGACCCUGUGGCAGAUUAUCUGCCUCUGGACCAGGACCUGCCUUUCGAGGAGCGAGGGGAAUUGGUUUGAGCCCUGGACUGCAGAAGGGCUGCCUGUCCUGUUCACCAUGUUGCUGUGUUUUAUAAUGAAAAGAAUCACUCUGGACUGUGUUGCUGUUAUCAAAUGCUGCCUUGCCCCAUGUCCCCGGUGGGGGCCAGCCCCCUUUCCAGACCUACUCUUGCAAACUUUGGAAGGGGUGUGGGGUGGGAAGGUUGCCAGCAGCCUCCUUUUCCUCUCCUUGUGUGUCCUGCAAGCUUUGCAAGGAGUGUGAAAUGAGGGGCUCCUUGCAAAGUUUGCAGGGGUUGGAUCGGUCCUGAAAAGCUGCUCUGCUGGCAUAUUUUUACCUCCCUGGCACUCCCCUAAUCCACUGCCCGAGACAACUGCAUCACCUCGCCUCAUGAAAGGGCCGCCAU
This is a messenger RNA of Hemicordylus capensis (graceful crag lizard), 4433 nucleotides long. It is a transcript of the gene NPHS1, whose product is annotated as NPHS1 adhesion molecule, nephrin. The transcript is spliced from 30 exons. Bases 106 to 4050 code for a protein of 1314 amino acids. The record is from RefSeq and is a predicted model, not a curated record. NCBI's taxonomy places the organism in Eukaryota, Metazoa, Chordata, Lepidosauria, Squamata, Cordylidae. Gene Ontology annotation, molecular function: cell adhesion molecule binding. Gene Ontology annotation, cellular component: cell-cell junction. Gene Ontology annotation, biological process: cell-cell adhesion.